AUUUUUGUGGGGCCGUGUCCGUUGACCUUCGGCCGACGGAAUCAUGGCGGCUAGAGCUUUUGGGCGGCUGGCGGGGCUCUCGGGCUCUUUGGCCGUGGGGCUCGGCGCUUACGGUGCGCACGGAUUCCGACGCAGCGAUCGGGAUGAUUACUUGAAAGAGCUGUUUGAGACCGCAAACAAGUACCACUUCUUGCACAGCUUGGCACUACUGGGAGUUCCUCAUUGCCGAAAACCUUUGCUGGCGGGUACCCUGCUGACCUCUGGGAUGGUGAUGUUCUGCGGCUCCCUCUACUUCCAGGCCAUCACCGGGGACCCCGCACUCACCAAGGCUGCGCCAUUUGGCGGAACCUUACUAAUAGUGGGCUGGGCAGCCAUGGCACUAUGAUGCUAAGAGAGCCAACAGACAUCGGAGCAAGGAAGCAAGAAUCCUAACGGGUAUUCAAGUGGAAGUAGACGUUUGCAAUUCACCUAUAACUGCACAUUAACAAAACCAACCUCUGCACUAACGUUCCCACUGUCUCUAUAGAAACCACCCCAGAAAACUUAAUCCUGUUUGCUCAGUAGAAACCAGUCUUGUCACCACCCUCUCUCAACCACUGGCUGUUCAAUGGUUCUGUUUAAUAUCAGAGAACGUAUGCAGUAUACAACCUGAAAUUCUUACUCUUCAGAGACAUCCAGGAAACAGAGAGGGGGAAAAAAACAAGGAAUGAAUGACACAAAAACAUUAGACCCCAAAGGCCCCCCUUCCCUUCCCUCCCAUGCACAAGCAGCAGCAGAGCAUCAAUGUUCCUUCUACUUGUUCCAGCAGAAAAACAUCAGCCCCCCCCACCACCACCCACCAAGCAACAGCAAGCACCCCCCCCCCCCAGGAGACCAUGUUCUAUAGACCAUCAAAAACUACUGUCCAUCCCAACCCUUCAACAUCUCAACAGGCCCUCUCUCUUACUAACGAGGGGGAGAGAGAGAUUUGCUCCUGUCACAGUGAGAGGGGAGGUAACCUGAGAGUGUGAGAGAGAGAGAGAGCAAUCGCUUGAGUGCAGAAACCUGGGUGUUUCGAUCUCCCGAGACGCUUCAGUCUUCAACAUCAGCGAGGAAUCCGGUCGUCCACGGGGCCACACAAAUCCACACCCUGAAGAGUGAGGACCCACAGUCGGUGAAGAAUGUAGUUUGAGCACAGCUCUAGAUCACGGACUCUGACUGGACCCUUGCUGCCUUGAAAGAGUAUUCUGUAGGCCAUGUAAAGGAGCUAGUGGUGGUUCCAUAUGGAAUCCCAGUCCUUGGGUUGCCUAUUGCUUCUCACCCUCUUUCCAAUCACCCUACCAACUAAAUUUAAAAUAUUUUUGUUCCUUGAGCAGAAUUUUUUUCUCUCCCCUGAUGAGAAAUGUUCCAAAACAUGUGUAUUGCAUGUUUACGUCAGAUAGUAUAAUUUCCCUCCAUUUUGAUGUUAGUGAUUAAAUUUGGCUGUCCUCAUGAUCAAUUGCAAUAUAUAUUAAAACACAAGAGGGUUAAAGAGAAUCCUCACUCUGACUGCUUCAGUCUUUCAAAAGAGAUGUUAUUGCAUUCGUUGAGUUGGAUUCAUUACUUUGAAGAGGAGCAGUGGUCCAGGCUGUGAUGCAGCCAGUCAAUAUACACCAGCGCCUGAUCCACUGAGUUUCUCCAGCACUUGGGUCUGUCAGUUAACUGGCUGCUAUAAUGAUUAUUGCAUCUGACAGAUGUUGCCUGAACCUCUGAGGUCCUCCUCCAGCAGCUUGUUCUGUUUUUUCUUUUUGGCACCAGUUUUCAGAAUCUGCAGUUCCAUGUCUCUGAGCUACUUGGCCUUGUCAGACUGGCUUUUCUCCAAGGCCCUUUCCAAUAAUAUCCAUUGCUUCAUCAGCCACAUAAUAAAGCAGUUUUUGUUCUAUUGAAAUCCAUGUGGAGGGUGGACAGGUUGGAGGAAAGAAAUAAUUCUUAAGAUGAUAUGCCCAUUAUGCCGCUGGUGUUUAGGGCAGCAAUGAAGAUCCUUCAUCUCUGCAGUAUUCCUUCAUCAUGUCAGUAGCUUCCUCUCAGUUUUCACUACUGUCGGUCAUGCAAGUCCCAGUCAGAGACUAAGACAUACCAUUGCACUCAGAUGUAGAAAGAUUCUUCAUUGCUGUUUGGGUAGCAAUUCUGGUUUUAUCAGUCAAGGUUGUUGGCCCCUGCGCCUGGAAGACUAGUGGGCUACUCUUAGUCUGUCCCUGUUUGGCAUUGGUGACCCUUCCAAGAGCACUAACUCCGGCCAACGUAGCUCUCUGGGUCAUUGAGGCACACAAGCCUCCAAACCCUACGACAAGGUUGUGGUCCUCUUGGAGGGAUGCUUCUUCUGUAAAUCUUCAUGUCAGAUCAUGCCUGUGUCCUUGAUUCUCUAUGUUCACCACUGAAGAUUGCCCUCAAACCCUGUGUAAUCCCUGCUCCCUUGUCCAAAGUGAGUUAUUUUGAUAGAAGGUCCACAAUACUAAAACACUAGAGGUGUUUUAAGUUGGCAAAGCAAGAAUGUGAUCAUGUAUUAGUUACCAACAUUUGUACAAUGUAAUAGAUAUAUUAAUAAAGUUUGUAUGAUUCUAAAUA
Molecule: messenger RNA, 2583 nt
Organism: Mobula hypostoma (lesser devil ray)
Lineage: Eukaryota; Metazoa; Chordata; Chondrichthyes; Myliobatiformes; Myliobatidae
Gene: tmem256
Product: transmembrane protein 256
Exons: 4
Coding region: 44-385 (113 amino acids)
Cellular component (GO): membrane
Source: RefSeq, a predicted model, not a curated record